AACUUUUACUGUCUCCUCUUUUAUUUAGAAUUCUUUGCAAUCAAAUUUUCAUCGCCUUGAAGCUUUGAGUUUCAGGAUCGAGACGAGCGUUUUUUUCCAUAUUUUAUUGAUCCAUUAAAUUGUUGGGGAGAUUCAUUUCUCGGCAACCCUAUGAGCAAAUGGUAAUCUCAUUGCUGUCACAAAAUUCGGAAGAAAUGUAUGGUGCACUUGUAUCAGGAAACCAUGGUCUACUCUUGAACGUGGGUACUAUUAUUUUUGGGUUUCUUCUUCCUAUAUUGCUUUCUUUAAUGGUCUUUGGAAAGAAGAAAGCCAAAACAAGGGGAGUUCCAGUUGAAGUUGGUGGAGAGCCUGGUUUUACAGUGAGAAACAAUAGAUUUGAUGCUUUGGUUGAGUUACCAUGGGAAGGGGCCUCAACUCUUGCUGCUCUUUUCGAGCAGGCUUGCACGAAGUACGGUCGCAAUAAGUUUAUUGGUUCAAGAAAGCUUAUCAGUAGAGAAACAAUGACCUCAGGUGAUGGAAGGCCUCUUGAGAAACUCCAUCUUGGUGAAUAUGAAUGGUUGAGUUUUACAGAGACUUUUAAUCGUGCUUGUGAUUUUGCUUCGGGUCUUGUGAAAUUGGGGCAUAAUCCAAACCUUCGUGUUGUGAUUUUUGCUGAAACUAGGGCUGAAUGGUUUAUCGCCUUGCAGGGUUGUUUCCGUAAGAGCAUCACGGUUGUUACAAUCUAUGCUUCUUUGGGAGAAGAGGCUCUUACCCACUCAAUUAAUGAGACACAGGUCUCUACAGUGAUAUGUGACUCCAAACAACUCAAAAAAUUGGCUGCUAUAAGUUCAAAUUUGGAGACUGUCAAGAACAUAAUUUACAUAGAAGAUGCUGGAGUUUCAGUGGAUUCUGGUUUGUCAGAGAAAAUGCCAAAUUGCAUAUUAUCAUCCUUUUCUGAAGUUGAAAAAAUUGGGAAAGAAAAUCCCACUGAUCCAAUACUACCAGUCAAAACUGACAUUGCGGUCAUCAUGUAUACAAGUGGAAGCACAGGAGUACCCAAGGGAGUGAUGAUGACCCAUGGAAAUAUUAUUGCGACUGCAGCAGCUGUGAUAACAACAAUUCCCAAUCUGGGCAUCAAAGAUAUUUAUUUGGCAUAUCUUCCUUUAGCACAUGUUCUUGAGUUGGCAGCUGAAGCUGUGAUGUUAGCUGCAGGCUGUGCAAUAGGUUAUGGUUCAGCAUGGACUUUAACUGACACAUCGAAUAAAAUCAAACAAGGAACAGAAGGCGAUGCUUCAGCCUUGAAACCCACACUCAUGGCAGCUGUUCCUGCAAUUUUAGAUCGUGUACGGGAUGGUGUUAGGAAAAAGGUUGAAGAAAAGGGUGGGAUGUCAAAGAAGCUCUUUGACAUUGGAUACAAACGUAGGCUUGCAGCUAUAGAGGGAAGCUGGUUUGGUGCUUGGGGACUAGAAAAGGUCUUGUGGGAUUUCAUUGUUUUCAAGAGAAUACGUUCCAUACUCGGAGGACAUGUUCGCGGUGUGCUUUGUGGUGGAGCUCCUUUGUCAGGAGACACUCAAAGAUUCACUAAUAUAUGCCUUGGGGCACCAGUAGAGCAGGCAUAUGGAUUGACUGAGACAUGUGCUGGGGGCACAUUUUCUGAUUGGGAUGAUGAAUCUGUUGGUCGUGUGGGGCCUCCUCUUCCAUGUUGCUAUGUAAAGCUUAUUUCUUGGGAAGAGGGUGGAUAUAGGACUUCUGAUACACCAAUGCCUCGAGGGGAAGUUGUCAUUGGGGGACUGAGUGUAACUCCUGGUUAUUUCAAAAAUGAAGAAAAAACUAAAGAGGUUUACAAGACGGAUGAAAAGGGGGUUCGAUGGUUUUAUACUGGUGAUAUUGGGAGAUGUCAUCCUGACGGUUGUCUAGAGAUCAUUGAUAGAAAGAAGGAUAUAGUGAAACUUCAACAUGGAGAAUAUAUUUCUCUUGGAAAGGUUGAGGCAGCCUUGUUAACAAGCAACUAUGUGGACAAUAUUAUGGUGCAUGCUGACCCAUUCCACAGCUACUGUGUCGCAUUGGUUGUCCCAUCACGGCGUUCUAUUGAAAGCUGGGCCAAGAAUUCAGGUAUUGAGUGCAAGGAUUUCACGGACCUGUGCCAGAAGCAGGAAACUAUCAAAGAGGUUCAGCAAGCUCUCAUGAAGGCAGGAAAGGAUGCAAAGCUAGACAAGUUUGAAAUCCCGGCAAAGAUCAUGUUGUCGCCUGAUCCAUGGACACCAGAAUCCGGAUUGGUAACUGCUGCCCUCAAGAUAAAGAGAGAAAAUUUGAAGACCAAGUUCAAAGACGAGGUGCAUAACCUGUAUGAGUGAGAAGCAUACACAGAUUCCAGUGUCUUAUAUCUGAACCUCAAAUGAUUUCUAAGUCUAGAGCUUUCAAAGUCAAACUUCUUUGCCUUCACGAUGACAUCAACCCCUUGGGGUGGUAUGUCAUUUACUCAUUUUCAGCCAUUGCCUGCCCCACUUUUUGCUGUGUGUGUGUGUCAUUUUCAGCCAUUGCGUGCCCCAAUUUUGGUGUGUUUGUGUGUGAGAGCUUCAGAUCUUGGGCUACUGUCUCUCUCUAUCAUCUAUGUGCAUGUGCUACCAGUACACAGAUUUCUGGCCAUUGCCAACCUCUCUCUCCCUCUAUGUGCGUGUGUUACCUCAGAUAUCUAGCCGCCAGUUCUCUCUCUCUCACACACAUUGGUCAGCAGGGGGCCAGAAGUUUGCGGCAACUGCCGGGUCUUGACCUGCAUUAGGAUGUCAAUAAUCUUGUACUUAUUUAAAGUAUCGGUAGAAACAUCGAUAUCUAAUAUUGCUAAUGCCAGUACUGUACUCCAUUCUAUCUCGUAGUGUAAGGUUGUUUGGGAUGCUAUAGAUUUUCUAUUUUAUUUCAUAACGGCUAGGUGGUGUGCUUUGUUUAA
Messenger RNA from Amborella trichopoda, 2923 nucleotides. RefSeq names its product AMP-dependent synthetase and ligase family protein (gene LACS8). Gene Ontology annotation, molecular function: long-chain fatty acid-CoA ligase activity. NCBI's taxonomy places the organism in Eukaryota, Viridiplantae, Streptophyta, Magnoliopsida, Amborellales, Amborellaceae. The record is from RefSeq and is a predicted model, not a curated record. Gene Ontology annotation, cellular component: endoplasmic reticulum; membrane.